AAAAUUAAACCAAUUUCAACAGGUCCCGCUGUGUUCGCCAUUCACUCUCUCUGGUCUCUACCCUCUUCCCUUCCUGCGCCAAACUCACACGACACCAACAUUCGCCUAUCGAUUAGAUUAACCACGAUGAUGCGUUUUGGUCGGUGAAGUGCGCGUGGCGACGGUGUUCCCAAGCGAGGCAUGGCAAAAGUGGCAAAAUCAAGUUCCGUGCCUCCGAGCUCUCAUCGACUUGGCUCAGGGGCUUUGAAAAGUGGAUCCAUGGCUAAAAAGAAGACACCUUCGGAACUUAGGGGAGAGCUGUUGAAGCGGGCAAGUGUUGUGGACCUUACUGAUGAAUCACCAUGCCCCUCCUUGGCUGAGCCUACAAAGAUCACAGAGGUGGACAAUGGACAUAACAAAAAAGGAUUGUGGAGGGCCCCUAGAUACACUGACACACGAGUUGAUGAAGUAUUUACUGCCAAAAAGUCCAGGUUUAAAAUUGCAUCUGGAAAGGAAAAUGCAAAGGAAAAUCCAUCUUUGGGACAAACUAGUAAUCUGAAGAAUCUUUCAGUUUUUUCGACUUUGGAGGCCAAGAGACAGCAAGGAAAUUCAUGCUUGGAAAAUUCUGUUUCUUCAGCUGAGGUUAGCAAAAAUGAUGUAUUACGAUCUUGUCAAACAGUUGAAAAGUGCAGCCAAGGAACAUUUCUUAGUGUUGCGGAGCUUUCAUCAGCUGCUGAUGCAUCUUGUGACUUGGCUACUGUUGACAUGGGCAAAGCUUUAAAAGGACUAGUUGCAUUCGAACCACAUGAGGCUAAUGACAUUGCUGCUGAUUCGGCUGAAGGACACACAGAUUUGCCAACUGUUGCAGGAAACUUCUUAUCUGAAUGCCAUCUACCUGGCCAGAAAAUCCCUUUGGAUCUUACUCUAAAAUCAAGCCAGCCCAAUAUAAAAAGUUACAAAAAGUGGAACGGUGCUGUAACGGCGUGA
Messenger RNA from Cajanus cajan (pigeon pea), 966 nucleotides. NCBI's taxonomy places the organism in Eukaryota, Viridiplantae, Streptophyta, Magnoliopsida, Fabales, Fabaceae. The record is from RefSeq and is a predicted model, not a curated record.